This is a messenger RNA of Ctenocephalides felis (cat flea), 3724 nucleotides long. Its product is annotated as NPC intracellular cholesterol transporter 1 homolog 1b-like. NCBI's taxonomy places the organism in Eukaryota, Metazoa, Arthropoda, Insecta, Siphonaptera, Pulicidae. Gene Ontology annotation, cellular component: membrane. The record is from RefSeq and is a predicted model, not a curated record.
AGAAGCCGUCGAGGCGAACGGCGAAAUGAAAUUUUUGGGUGAUUAGUUUGUGAUAUUUUUUUAUAAGUUUUGUGUUUGAUAGAAAAAAUUAGUGUGUUGGAUAAGUUAUUGUUAAUUGAUUAUUUAAUUUGAAGAAAGAAUUCAAAAAUGAAGUUAAUAGUUUUUCUCUUCCUGACGACGGCUGCAUUAGCUGCAAAAUCCACCGAAAAUUGCGUAUGGUACGAAGAAUGUACGAACGUUGGUGGCAGGGGCAAAAAUUGCCCAUCAAAUCCUCCACAUGGACCCAAACUUCUGGAAGAUGCCGAAGCCUUCAAAAUACUUCAGACGUACUGUCCGGAAUUUAUCAACGAUAAAGGUGAAGCUUAUACUUGCUGCAGUCCUCAAUUGAUCAAAACUAUGGGAACAAACAUCGUUUUGGCUUCAGGAAUUUUCAGCAGAUGCAGAACCUGCAUGAACAAUCUGGUGAAAAGUAUUUGCCAGUUUUCCUGUUCCCCAGAUCAGGCCAAGUGGAUGACCGGCAAUAAAACUGUGAAUCCUGAUGACGGAAAAGAAUACUUUAAAGAAAUGUCCAUUCAAAUCUCCGAAACGUAUGUGAAUGGAACUUAUGAUUCCUGCAAAGGAGUCGUGGUACCUUCAAGUGGAAUGCUGGCCAUGGACCUUGCUUGUGGAAGUUACGGAGCCUCCAGGUGUUCUCCACAAAGGUUUUUCGAAUACAUGGGCGAUGAUGUGAAUAAUCCUUUCGUUCCUUUUCGCCUGGACUACCAACUUAGCAAUGAUAGUAAUGCUAUGAAUCCGCCUUUUAAACCAUGUAGUGAAUCCGCUGAGGGUUUUCCUGCCUGUAGUUGCGUCGAUUGUGAAGCAACUUGCGCAGCAGGAAAUAUUCCUCCGGGCGAGGAAGAAAUUUGGAAAAUUUUUGAUAUUAGCGCUGUUGCUCUUUUUUUAGCGGUUGGUUUGGGAAUUUCUGGAACUGUAGUCACAAUCAUAUUGUCUUGUUACUCUAGAAAUCACGACCAAGCAAAAGCUGAUGGAUGCUGGUUGGGUUGCAAUAUUGGACAAAAGAUGUUGGACGGAAUGGAGAGUUUUUUUACAUGGUGGGGUACAGGUUGCGCUAAACACCCUGUCCUGGUAUUGUUUAUCAUUUCCUGGAUUCUUGCCCUCUUAGCUCAUGGUGCAAUGUAUUUAGACAUAACAGUAGAUCCAGUAGAAAUAUGGGCAGCUCCUGAUAGCCAAGCCAGAUUGGAAAAGAACUAUUUUGAUGAACACUUUGGACCAUUUUAUAGAACUGAACAAAUUUUUAUCAAAGCUAAAGGAUUAAAAGAGAUAAAACAUAGGAAGGCUGAUGAAACCUUAAUAUUUGGACCAGCUUUCAAUAAAACAUUUUUACUAGAAGUAAUUAAACUUCAAGAAGCUAUACAAAAGAUUGGUAUGGAUUAUGGCAAAGGUCUAGACAAAAUCUGUUUUGCACCAUUGGCAACUUCAAAUUCUGAACCAAAUAUUGAUUUAUGUACUGUUCAAAGUUUUUUCGGCUAUUUUCAACAUGACAUGGAUAAAUUCAAUAGAUCUUUUGAAGACCAAAAUGGAAUUGUUACUAAUUAUUUGGAUCAUCUAUAUACGUGCAUGUUCAAUGCAUACAAUCCUGAAUGUUUAGCACCUUAUGGGGGUCCAAUAGAACAAGGUGUAGCUUUUGGAGGUGUCUUUGCAGGUAAAAAUAAAACUGAAAAGCCUGAUUAUUCGAAAGCUACUGGUAUGGUGCUUACUUUUCUGGUGAGGAACCAUUUGAGCAAAAAGGAUCAGGAACCAGCACGUCUUUGGGAAAAAAGAUUUAUAAAAUUUAUGAAAAAUUAUACGGAACAUGCUCCAGAAUUUAUGGAGUUAGGGUUUUCUAGCGAAAGAAGUAUUGAAGACGAGUUGGAGGCAAUAUCCAAAGCAGAAGUAUUAACCAUGGUGAUAUCUUAUUUGGUUAUGUUUGUGUACAUUGCUUUGGCUUUGGGUAAAAUCAGAUCGUUCAAGACUUUAAUGUUGGAUAGUAAAAUAACAGUCGGCGUCGGUGGCAUCUUGUUAGUAUUGGCAUCAGUAAUUGGCAGUUUGGGCGUUUUUAGUUACUUAAAAGUGCCCAGUACUCUUUUGACUAUUGAGGUCAUCCCGUUUUUGGUUUUGGCUGUCGGGGUGGACAAUAUUUUUAUUCUGGUACAAACGCACCAACGGUUACCAGUAAUAAAGAGUGAGUCGUCCGCAGAACGAAUUGGUCGUGCCUUGGGAGAAGUUGGACCUUCAAUUUUGUUGACAUCAACUUCAGAAUGUUGCUGCUUUGCUAUAGGUUCAAUAUCUGAUAUGCCAGCUGUGAAAACAUUUGCUAUGUAUGCAGCAGUUUCUUUACUGAUCGACUUUUUGCUUCAAAUUACUGCUUUUAUUGCACUCAUGGCUUUGGACGAUCGCAGAUACCAAGGCAAAAGAUUCGACGUGCUAUGUUGUUUAAAAAGCAACGUUUGUGAUGAAUUGGAAACUUCUAAGGGACUUUUGUACAAUUUUGUAGAAAAGUACUACGCGCCUACUAUCAUGACAAAGUGGAUGAGACCAACAGUAAUAAUAGUAUUCUUAAUCUGGUUGUGUUCGAGCAUUGCAGUCAUUUCUUCUAUAGAGGUUGGCUUAGACCAGGAACAAUCUUUGGCUGAAAUUGUUUUAUGUAGAACUUAUUUGGCAAGAUCACCAUCUUCCUGGUUAGAUGACUACCUAGAUUGGAAAAUCACGGAUUGUUGUAAAGAAUUUCCAAACAACCAAUCGUUUUGUCCUCAUAAUGAUUUCGAAUCAGGUUGUGAGGAGUGUAUAUUUGAAGACAGUGAUUCUAGGCCAACACCAGAAGAAUUUGGUAAAUAUUUAACAUAUUUCUUGCAAGAUAUUCCUGACGAAAGAUGUUCAAAGGCUGGUCAUGCUGCCUAUGCAGAGGCUGUUAAUUACAAAGUAGAUGACAACGGUUUGGCUGUUGUGCUGGAUACAUAUCUCAUGGGAUACCAUACUCCUCUAACAACUUCUAAAGAUUACUAUUCAGCAUUAAGGCUUGCCAGAAACUUAGCUGAAGAUAUUAGAGCCAGUAAUAAAAAGAAUGGUGCAUUUGAUAUAUUUCCUUACAGCGUCUUCUACGUAUUUUACGAACAAUACCUGACAAUCUGGUACGACACUUUGAUUUCCCUGCUCUAUUCUCAAGCUGCAGUAUUCCUGGUAACAUUUUUCAUUACUGGUCUGGAUUUGCACAGUGCUUGUGUAGUUUCUUUCACUGUACUACUAAUUGUCGCCAAUAUGGGCGGCAUGAUGUACUUUUGGAGUAUCACACUCAAUGCUGUGUCGCUGGUUAAUUUAGUUGUAGCUGUCGGUAUUGGCGUAGAAUUUUGUUCUCACAUUGUCCACGCUUUCAAAAAAAGCAAAGGAGUCACAAAACUCCAACGAGCGCAUGAAUCUCUGGCAGGAAUGGGAUCAUCAGUUUUGGCAGGGAUUACUUUGACAAAGUUUGCAGGAAUUGCUGUGUUGUUCUUUGCCAAAAGUCAAAUAUUCCAGGUGUUUUACUUCCGCAUGUACCUGGGCAUUGUAGUUAUUGGUGCUUUACAUGGUUUGGUCUUUUUACCUGUUUUACUAAGCUAUAUAGGACCAAUGGCCAAAAACUAUCCAAGACUAAUAGAAGUCAUCUAAGUUUGAAUUAUUAAUUUAUUUAAUAAUAACAAUAUUUGUAUAU